UCCACCCUCUCGGCAGCGCCGCCGUGUUGUUGUUUGUAUAGUGUGACGUUAAUGUUUUGCCUCAGAGAGGCGUAACGUUUAAUGUUAGAGUUGCACUGAGGACGUUUGCCUUCUUAUUUUCUCCCGCUGCAGUUUACCUCUAAAACAGUGUCCAGUAGCUGCUUGACAGAUGUCCGACAGCUCCAGUGACACGGAGUCGUCCUGCGGAUGGACAGUCAUCAGUAAUGAGGGUUCAGAUGUUGAGAUGCUGGGGCCGGAUAACGCCCGAGAGGAUGGAUCGGUUAUCUCUGCUCCAGAUGUACCUGAUGCCGAGCGAGGUGAGGAGAGUUUGGGAGAGUCUUCAUUAGACGUCACACUGAGAGAGGAGGCGGAGCCGGCCCGAGAGGCGGCUGGAGAAGAACAUGUGAUCCUCAGCUCCUCCAUUCAGAACUCUGACAUCAUCACGCUGGUGGACUCUCAGGAGGCGGAGUCUGAUUCGUGGGAGGAGCCUCUUGCAAAGGAGAUCUUGCUUAUCACAGCUGUGCAGCGAGACGGCGGUAACAGCAGCAGUGAGGUUGAGGAUGAGGAGGGUGAGGGUGAGGGUGAGGGGAAGGUCAGUCCCGUGUUGAGGAGGCGCAGAGUGAGGAGGAGCUCCGCCGGAUCAGAGCCUGGAGACUCACAGGAGCAGGUGUUUGAGGAGAUAGGAGCUCAUCUGGACGGCCGCGCUGCUCCCAUCAGCAGCACCCUGAACAAAUGCAUCCUGCUAGCGCUGCUCAUCGCCAUCAGCAUGGGCCUCGGACACUUCUACGGCACAGUCCAGAUUCAGGAGAGGCAGAAGAUCGUGGAACAGAGUCGCAUGAAUGAGCUGGAAACGCAGUGUAAGAGAGAGCUGGACGUUGUAAGUAAGGAAGUGGUUGAGAAUCUCAAAGAAGACCUUGAGGAAAAGCAAGGCAUGGUCAUGUCCCUCAUGAACACCAUGGAUAAGAUAACUAAAGAAAACCAGCAUCUCAGAGUCAAACAGGAAGAGUUACAGGUCCAAAGACGAGAUUUAUACGUGCAACUGACGCAAACCAAAAGCCAAAUAGAGUCUGGGCAGAACGACCUGACUACAGAGAACCAGCGUCUUAAAGUCACUCUGGAGCGAGGAGAGGCGUCUCUGUCGGCCCUGAAGGACGAGCUGCGGUCCCUGCGGGGACAGAUACGAGAAUUAGAGGAACGAGGGUCCCGGGCCGACUCCAUAGUGUCCAAGAACCAGCGACAGGAGGAGAAACAGAAAGUGCUCAGCUUCAUGAACCAAAGAGAAGCGCUGAUGGCCGAAGCCCAGGAGCUGCGGAAGGAGCUCGAAGAAGAGCGUAAGGUGACCGACAAGCUCAAGGAGGAACUGGAGGAAAUGCGGAAAGAGGAGGACGUCGAAGACAAGACGGAAGAACUACAGGCGCGACUCCAGGAGCUCGAGAACAAGCUGAAGUUCGAGCAGCAGCGCUCCGAUCUUUGGGAGAGACUGUACGUGGAGUCGAAGGACGAGAGAGCGAAGGGAGACCGGGAUGUGAAGACCAAGAUUCCCAAGGACGGGAUGUUGGGAAAAGUGAAGGAAACCUUCCACGCUGUGAAGAACUCCACUAAGGAGUUUGUGCACCAUCACAAGGAGCAGAUCAAGAAAGCCAAAGAAGCGGUGAAGGAAAACCUCCGGAAGUUUUCCGACUCUUUUAAAACAACUUUCAGGCAUUUCAAAGACUCGAAUAUCUUUCACCGCGACAAACCCGAGCAUCACUCGUUCCAGCAGGAGCAAGGAAACAUGCGCACCGAAGACUGGCAGCCACAGAAACCUUUACAUCAUCGCAAAUCAACCUUCGACUCGUUUCACGCCGAUCACAACACACGCAAACCCAGCGCUCAGAGACCGCACGGCAUCAUGGGACAGAAAACGCCACUCAAAAGCUGUUCGGGAGUGUUCGACUGCGCCUAUCAAGAGUCCAUGACUCUAUUUAACAAAGCCAUGGAUCCCAUCCGAGCAGAUGAGUUUAACGAGCUCCUACGCAGCUAUUUGCAGAAUAAAGUGGUGCAUUUCCACCACUGGAGGGAGCUGGAGAGCUUCAUCGCUAAUUUCUUCCUUAACGGCGUCUUCAUUCACGACCAGAUGCUGUUUUCGGACUUCGUCAGCAACGUUGAGGAUUACCUCGAGGAAAUGGAUGAAUAUCACCGCCUCAGCGACGACGUGUUCGACGAUUUGGAUGAUUACAUAUACCGCCACAUUUUUGGAGAUGCGUAUUUAAAAUAUUUUGUGCCGAGUCGACCCUUCGAAAGGUCGAGGUCGAAGGUCAAGGCGUGGCGUCACUGUCAGCAGCAUCCUCGUCCUCAAAGAACCAAAAAAUGGAGUCAAACGGGACGUGACCCUAACAGACAGUUCCCAGAUGUCAAAAUAGAGCUGGGUCCCAUGCCCUUCGAUCCCAAAUAUUAGAAGAAACAUUUGAGUUCUUCUCAAUAAUGCUCCUGUUGUGUUGUUUUUGUCUUGGGGAAGGUUCAAGAGAGCUUUGGGUUCACCUUUUCUGUGUUUCAGUUUAUUUUUUUGCACACGUGUCUCUCUAUCUGGACUUUUAAGCAGCUUAGAAUUAAUUACAGGCAUUUUUGAGGCACAUUUAUGUUGCCGUUCCCUGAAAAGUAUUGGAAAUUAUUUUAACGAAUAUGCAAAUUAUUUUGGAUUACCAACCAAAAAGGCAAUUUGUUUUGUUGCGUUUUAAUGAACUAUUAAUAUUUUUUGAACAAAAAAUUAAAAAGUGUGUUUAAUUUUGCUUAGGACCAACUAACCAAUUAAAUGCAUGAUAUUGAACCCAUUUUCAUCUCAAAAGUUCAGUAGAGUUGGAAGCAUAAUGAAAACUGCUCUUAAUUAUAAAGUUCACUUUGAAGUAAUCUGGUUUCUGUCAUGUGUCACCAGUUUUAUUUGAACAUGCAAAUCAGUAAAAUAUAUUAUUUAUGAUUUAGCACUUCGUUAAUGCAAUGUUUUCCCCUAUUUUUCUUCUCUUUGUUCUUGUAAUUGAACAUAAAUGCACUUAAACUUUAGAAUAAAAGUCUUUCACUGCUUCA
Messenger RNA from Carassius auratus (goldfish), 3060 nucleotides. RefSeq names its product cell cycle progression protein 1. The transcript has 11 exons. Bases 170 to 2437 code for a protein of 755 amino acids. The record is from RefSeq and is a predicted model, not a curated record. Lineage: Eukaryota; Metazoa; Chordata; Actinopteri; Cypriniformes; Cyprinidae. Gene Ontology annotation, cellular component: membrane.